Salvia hispanica is the source of this 1037-nucleotide messenger RNA. RefSeq lists its product as uncharacterized. Lineage: Eukaryota; Viridiplantae; Streptophyta; Magnoliopsida; Lamiales; Lamiaceae. The record is from RefSeq and is a predicted model, not a curated record. Gene Ontology annotation, cellular component: cytosol.
CUUAAUCAUAGUAUUUCUUUGCUGAUUGCGACAAUGGAUAUGAACUGCACAGUUACGCAGCAGAAGCUAUCGAUCCGCAACAAGCAUGGAGAGAAACUCGUUGGCACAUUGCACGAUACUGCCUCUCCUCAGCUCGUUCUUCUCUGCCAUGGUUUUCGAUCCUCGAAGAACGACGAGAUCUUGCUGAGUAUCGCUGCUGCUUUAGAAAAAGCAGGAAUCAGUGCUUUUCGCUUGGAUUUCUCCGGAAACGGGGAAAGUGAAGGUACUUUCCAGUUUGGAAACUACUCAAAGGAGGUUGAAGACAUAAGAUCUGUGGUUGAGUACUUCAUUGGAUCAAACCGCUCUCCAAUUGCAAUUGUUGGUCACAGUAAAGGUGGGGAUGGUGUCAUUCUGUAUGCAUCCAAAUAUCACGAUAUACCUGCCGUAGUAAAUCUUUCCAAUCCUAUUGAUCUCAGAAGAGGAAUGGAGGACCGGUUUGGUGAAGAUAUCUUCGACAGACUCAAGAAGGAUGGAUAUGUGGAUGUUGAAUCCAAGACAGAUGAUUUUGUGUACCGUCUCACUCAAGAAAGCAUGACGGAGCGACUCAAUACAGACAUGCGUGAAGCCUGCCUUUCACUUGAUGCGAACUGCAGGGUGCUGACAGUGCACGGGACAGCCGAUGAGGUUAUCCCGGUUGGAGAUGCAUAUGAGUUCGCCAAGGUGAUACGAAACCAUCAGCUGAUAAUCAUACCGGGAGCCAAUCACGGAUUCUCUUCACAUCAAGAAGAGAUGGUCUCAGCUGUUCUGCCUUUCCUUAAGGAUUGCAUGAGCCGCGCCUCCACUCAGGUUGAUCAUGUGGAGGGUGGAGUGCAAUGACUGAUUGAAAAAUGCAAUGAUCAAAUCCUCCUAAAUAAUAGUGCACCAUCCUUUGUUCUUGUGAAAAGACUUGGGCAAGUUUGAACUUUCUAAAUUUCAAGACAAGAGGUUUAAGAUGCAUAUUUGUGGUUGUUUACAAACUACUGUCAACAUUUCCCAAUCAAAUCUCUGCUUUUUUGAUU